Molecule: messenger RNA, 2277 nt
Organism: Cladophialophora carrionii CBS 160.54
Lineage: Eukaryota; Fungi; Ascomycota; Eurotiomycetes; Chaetothyriales; Herpotrichiellaceae
Exons: 3
Coding region: 1-2277 (758 amino acids)
Cellular component (GO): ubiquitin ligase complex; cytoplasm
Molecular function (GO): protein binding
Source: RefSeq, a predicted model, not a curated record
AUGACUGCGAAUGGACUCCUCCGCAAAGACCAACUCGAGCGCAACCUGUUCGAUGAGAGGAGAUUGAUCGAAGAGGGCAUUCUCAAGGAAGACAAUCCCCUCGACUUCAGUGUCAACUUCCAGAAAUUAUGCGAUGCGUGCCGACGAGGCGACCUCAAGGUCUGCCAGGAGAUGAUCCAGGAGGGUACCAAUAUUAAUGCAAAGGAUCAGUACGAUUAUACGCCUUUGAUUCUGGCUAGUUUAUGUGGGCAUUAUGAAGUUGUCCAGUUAUUGCUUGAGUCUGGCGCACUCUGCGAGCGUGAUACAUUCCAGGGCGAAAGGUGUCUAUAUAAUGCAUUGAACGACCGGAUACGAAACUUACUAUUACAAUACGAUUAUUCGAAAACGACGGACCCUCUACAGCCACUAGCGUCACAUCUGGUCUCGUUGCUGACCCGAGACCAUCCCAAGACAUACGACAUCACGGUCAUCACCGCCAGCGAAACAUUCUACCUCCACAAAUUCAUCCUCUCGGCCCGAUCACCUUACUUCCAGAGCAAACUCGCCCAAGCACCAGAUACCAAAGUCUGGAAACCAGCACCCACGAUUCCACCGCAGUCGUUCGCAAUCGCUUUGAAGCACUUGUACCUCGGAGAAAUCCCACGAGAUCUCGGCGGCGGUCCUGGCACGGGCUUCACCGACUCGGAAAUCCUCGCCGGGGUGGAUCGAAUCAGCAAGCAUCUUGAGAUCCAGAACCUCUCGCAAUUAAUCCUCGACGGCAAUGACCGUCGACUGGCACGACAACGGCGCCAAGACGAAGUACAAAGAGGUCGCGACCAACUGGAACGAUGGUUCCGCGACAACGUAAUCAAACACGCCAUCGAGAUCGAAUCUUCACGGGCGGACGACAUAAAAUGGGACCGCAACAACGGCAUCUUCGCGGACAUCCUCCUCCGUGCCGACGAGGACGAAGAUGAAGCCGAAGAUGAAGGAGACGUACCCGAACCGACAAACAAAGACCUCCAACGUCAAUCCUCGACCAACGCCCUCGGCAUUCCCAUUUCCCACUCAGACCGGUCGCGCUCGCCCUCGCGUACACGCAAACCCCGCCGCUCGAAAAUCUAUCCGGCCCACAAGGCCAUGCUCAUGCGCUCGGAGUUCUUCAAUACAAUGUUUUCGUCGUCCUUCCUGGAAGCCCAACCCACCCCACACCUUCAGAUCGUCUCGAUAGACUGCUCGCCGGCCGUGCUCGAGAUCAUCCUCACGUUCUUGUAUACCGAGAAAGCGGACUUUGGACUAGACAUUGCCGUGGACGUGCUUUUCGCGGCGGACAUGCUGUUUUUAGAAAAGGUCAAAGCCAAGGCCGCAUUGGUGAUUAGUUCCCUGGGCAAUGGGAGUGCAAUCGCGAUGCCCGCUUCCUCGGCCCUGUCACCUGAAAUGGUGGACCAGGAGAACGUGUCCCAACUGCAGCCGCCACCACAAUCCAAAGACACACCCCAUGGACCCAGCAACUCCCAACCCGCAGACGAUGAACUUGACAUCUACGAAAUUCUCCGUGCGGCCUGGCUCACGCGGGUCCAGCGCCUGGAGGAAUUCGCCGCCCGGUACAUUGCAUAUCGAUUGGAAGCCUUCAUCGACACGCCCGACUUCGCGGAGCUCGUGAAAGAGAGCGCCGAGCGGAUCACCCGCAGAGAAGAGACCGACAGCAUCGAACUGCUAGAUGAUAUUCGGUAUUACCUGAGCGAGCGGUUUCGGCUCCGAUUUGAGGACUCCGGGCUCGAGGACGUCAUGGACGAGGAAGCCGCCAUGGCGGAGGCGGUUGCACAGUCACAGUCACAGACACAGAUACAGAAUGAGGCCCAAUCUGAGUCUCAAGGGCGGACCAAGAAUGGUGCAGAAGACGCACCUGCGAAGCCCCCUCAGCCACUACCACGCUGGGGCACCGAUCCCAAACACCCUCACGAGGACGAAGGCGUCGACAUGUCCGCGUCGACUUCUACCGCAACCCCGACACCGACAUCCACGCCUUCAACAGCAUCGUCCUCGGUCCUGAACCCGCCCUCAACCGGCGGUGCUCCGUCCGUGGCCACCGCCGCCUCUGCGCCGUCUACAGACGUCGAUCAAGAUCCCAAUCACAAUCCAGACCAGCAAUCCAUCCAGGCCCUCCUCGCCUCCGGCGCCGUGCGGACCCUCGACGGCGAAUUGGCGGGCGACGAAUUCGCCGCCAUGGCGGUGGAUUACCAGAUCCUGCUGGACAAGAUCGAUCGCUUGCUCGAGAAGUUGAAGUUGGAUGCAUAA